Molecule: messenger RNA, 378 nt
Organism: Arachis duranensis
Lineage: Eukaryota; Viridiplantae; Streptophyta; Magnoliopsida; Fabales; Fabaceae
Product: photosystem II protein D1-like
Exons: 1
Coding region: 1-378 (125 amino acids)
Biological process (GO): photosynthetic electron transport in photosystem II; photosynthesis, light reaction
Cellular component (GO): photosystem II; chloroplast thylakoid membrane
Source: RefSeq, a predicted model, not a curated record
AUGCACGGUUCCUUGGUAACUUCUAGUUUGAUUAGGGAAACCACAGAAAAUGAAUCUGCUAAUGAAGGUUACAGAUUCGGUCAAGAGGAAGAAACCUAUAAUAUUGUGGCUGCUCAUGGUUAUUUUGGACGAUUGAUCUUCCAAUAUGCUAGUUUCAACAAUUCUCGUUCUUUACAUUUCUUCCUAGCUGCUUGGCCUGUAGUAAGUAUCUGGUUUACUGCGUUAGGCAUUAGCACUAUGACUUUCAAUUUAAAUGGUUUCAAUUUCAACCAAUCUGUAGUUGAUAGUCAAGGUCGUGUAAUUAACACAUGGGCUGAUAUUAUUAACCGAGCUAAUCUAAGUAAAAAACCGCAAAUUCCUUCGAUAUUGUAUGAAUGA